AGAAGCCAACAGCUUCCAUCGAGUCGCGAAGUUGCCACCUCCUCUACCUCCUCCUCUACCUCCUCUACCCCCUCUACCUCCUCUACCUCCUCAAUUGCCUCGCGACAUCAACGACCCUCCCACAGCAACAGCGGCAGCGGAAUCAGCAACAACGAAGUCAACACCCGCCACUGAGGCCUACACCGCCAUGCAGCCUGCGGUCUCUGCCCAAGCCGCGUCGCAUUCUGCGGGGGAGAUUCAGGCGAGGGGCGGUGGCUGCGAGGAGGAGGAGGAGGAGGAUGAAGCGAUGCAGUUGCUGACCAUCGUAACCGGCGAUCUCAUCUCCGGCUACGUGGCUCACCUGACGCAGCAGACGGAGCAGCAGCAGCAGCCUGUGCAGCAGCAGCAGCCUCUGCUGCAGCAGGGGCUGCAGCAACAGCUGCAGCAGCAGCUUCAGCAGUUGCAGGAGCAGCUCCCGGCGGUGCAGCAACAUCUCCUGCUGUCGCAGCAGCAGCAGCAGCAGUGGAUGGAGAAGCUCUGGCAGCAGCAAUUCCAGCACAUGCAGCAGGUGCAGGAGCAGCUCCAGCAGGUGCAGCGGCAACAGGAGCUUGUGCAGCAGCUGCAGCAGCAGGAGCAGCUCCUGGAUGUGCAGCAGCAGCAGCAGCUGCUGCAGGAGCUGCAGAAGAAGUAUCAGCUCCAGGAGGUGCAGCUGAUGCGUCGGUUCAAGCAGCUGCACGAAAUGCAGCAGGAGCAUUUCCAGCAGUUGCAGCAGUUCAAGGAGUGGCAGGAGCUGCAGCGGCAGGCGCGGCAAAUACAGCGGCAGCUGCGGGAGGUGCGCUCGCUGCUCCAGACCUCCCGGCGGCUGGUGCGGAUGCGUGUGGAGCUUCUGCAGGAGGCGCUCGACACCCGAGGAGACGCGUUGCUGGCGGAGUUCGAAGCCUCCAUCCCAGACUUUGUGAGGCGCGCGGAGGAGCUGGCGAAGCAAGUGGACCCGCGCCGGCUGGUCAUGACCCUGGCCUGGCAGGUUCUCACCGCGGGGCCCAUGAGCUGGGGCUGCGUGCUGUCCAUGGUGGUGUUUUGCGCGCUGCUCGUCAAGAACCUGAGGGCCUCCGGUCGUCUGGGCGACUCGGAGGAGACUUGGCCCUUGACGGACGCGGUGGCCGCUGUGCUGUUGACCACACGCAAGACCUGGCUCAUGGAACAGGGAGGCUGGGAGGGCUUCCUGCGAGCGUUCGGGCCGGGGACGCCCACCUAGGAGAGGAGCCGUAGACGCCGAGCUCCGACGGGCAGCGACAGUGAAGACGAGAAGAGAGACAGAGAGAGACAGAGACUUUGGACUUGUACACAACUUUUAUUGCCUCCAGCAGCAACAGCACUGGAGGCGAUUCCGAUAUGAAAUACACAAAGUCACCAGCAAACAAACGAAUGAACGCUGUAAAUCCGCACGCUGUGGCGCUAAAUGCAGCGCAACACGAAAUAAAAGUCACGUGGUGGUGGUGGUUGUGGUGGUGGUGGUCAUCUCGCACGCCACGGUGACGAGAGAGCGCCUCAGAAGAGAGAACGGCCAUCACCAAGCCAUGUCAAUUUUUUUACUUUUCUCUUUACAAAAAUGAGGCUUCCAUUAACGUGUGGUCCGACCUCUGUCAGGCGUUG
Molecule: messenger RNA, 1632 nt
Organism: Lethenteron reissneri (Far Eastern brook lamprey)
Lineage: Eukaryota; Metazoa; Chordata; Hyperoartia; Petromyzontiformes; Petromyzontidae
Product: bromodomain-containing protein DDB_G0280777-like
Biological process (GO): regulation of apoptotic process
Source: RefSeq, a predicted model, not a curated record